UUGCUCUUGUUAAUAGGGAAUAAAACUCUCUCACCAGCCAAGAGUCCAUGUAUGACGCAUAUGCCGAGAGGGACAACAUUCCCCUCACUACUGCCUACGAUAAGAAGCAGCGGCGGCGUUCCCGUGAGCAUGAAGGGUAUGUGAGCAGUAGCUACACGGCAGAUCAAGCCUACAGUGGUUCACAAGCAUCACCACCACACAGAGAGUACAUUAACACUACAGACUGGGCAGACUACCCUCCAAGCGGCGGGCCCCCACGUUACACCAGUCAGCCCAGCCUCUCCCCAGAGUACGAGAGACCGCCUCCAUAUUAUUAUCCCGGGCCUGGGUAA
Molecule: messenger RNA, 332 nt
Organism: Cherax quadricarinatus
Lineage: Eukaryota; Metazoa; Arthropoda; Malacostraca; Decapoda; Parastacidae
Source: RefSeq, a predicted model, not a curated record